Messenger RNA from Suncus etruscus (white-toothed pygmy shrew), 1368 nucleotides. RefSeq names its product inorganic pyrophosphatase 1 (gene PPA1). The transcript has 11 exons. Lineage: Eukaryota; Metazoa; Chordata; Mammalia; Eulipotyphla; Soricidae. Gene Ontology annotation, molecular function: inorganic diphosphate phosphatase activity; magnesium ion binding. Gene Ontology annotation, biological process: phosphate-containing compound metabolic process. Gene Ontology annotation, cellular component: extracellular exosome; cytoplasm. The record is from RefSeq and is a predicted model, not a curated record. Bases 178 to 1047 code for a protein of 289 amino acids.
CUCAGCGCCCAGCGGCCGCGCAGGUCCUGUAGUGCGCCUGCGCAGAAGUCUCUCCGCUAGCUAGCUCGCACGGUCGUUCGAUCAGUCGGCGCCGCGUGCUUGCGUGGGACGGGUGUGAGCGAGUGAACGAGCAAACGAGCGUGCGUCUCGGUAGCGGCGGCGGCUCGUCCCGGCACAAUGAGCGGCUUCAGCAGCGAGGAGCGCGCCGCGUCCUCGUCCCCCGAGUACCGCGUCUUCUUCAAAAAUGAAAAAGGACAAUAUAUAUCUCCAUUUCAUGAUAUUCCUAUUUAUGCAGAUAAGGAUGUGUUCCACAUGGUCGUCGAGGUACCACGCUGGACUAAUGCCAAGAUGGAGAUCGCUACCAAGGAUCCUUUAAAUCCAAUUAAGCAGGACGUGAAGAAAGGAAAACUUCGCUUUGUUGCAAAUUUGUUCCCUUAUAAGGGUUACAUCUGGAACUAUGGAGCCAUCCCGCAGACUUGGGAAGACCCAGGACACAAUGACAAGCACACGGGCUGCUGUGGUGACAAUGAUCCAAUUGACGUUUGUGAAAUUGGCAACAAGGUCUUUGACCGAGGUGAGAUCAUCCGGGUGAAAGUCCUCGGCGUACUGGCUAUGAUCGACGAAGGGGAAACCGACUGGAAAGUCAUUGCCAUUAACGUGGAUGAUCCAGAUGCAGCAAAUUAUAAUGAUAUUAGUGACGUCAAGCGGCUGAAACCUGGCUACCUGGAAGCCACCGUGGACUGGUUCAGAAGGUACAAGGUUCCAGAUGGGAAACCUGAGAACGAGUUUGCUUUCAACGCCGAGUUUAAAAAUAAGGAAUUUGCAACUGAUAUUAUUAAAAGCACUCAUGACCAUUGGAAAGCAUUAGUCACUAAGAAAACGGAUGGGAAAGGCAUCAGCUGCUUGAACACGACAGUGGCCGGGAGUCCCUUCCAGUGCAAUGCUGAGGCCGCCAAGGCUAUUGUGGAUGCUUUACCGCCACCUUGUGAAACUGCCUGCAGAGAACCAGCAGAUGUGCAUAAGUGGUUCUAUCACCAGAAGAACUAAGAAAAUGUCUUCGUAUGAGACAUUUGAAGUUCUUGCGUCAUCGGGAAGCGUUCAGAUGCGAAGUAGUUUUCCAGAGCUUUCGAAAUGCAUAGAAUUAAAUUUGUAGGUAAAACAAAUUGUGCUAUGACCAGUUCAAUAUAUUUGGAAUUUUACCCAGCUAAAAUCCUUUUCACAUCUUCAACUAAGAAAACAUUUAUUACAUGCUUAAAUGUUAAAGCAGUUAUCGUUAAGAGGUCAUUUGUGAAUAAAUGUGCAAGAUAAGUACAUAUUGGAUAUAUUUGUUUUUUUCCCCUAUUAGGAAAUAAAAUUACAUUACUGAAA